AUGGAAUUUUGUCAUUUAGCUGCCGAAAGAGCCAAAGAAGAAGGAGUUGUCUGUCCAGAAAUAUUGAGAAAAAAUAUUUUUACUGUGGCUGCAAUAGAUAAUAUAGAUCACAACCCUAGCAGCACAACAUCAGAGAGUUCUUUUCAUGGCACCGCUCUGUCAGUUUUCCAGUUGCCUAACCUACAGUCUCAUGGUGAAAAACGACUUCUGCAAACAAUGUUUAGUACUGUCCAGAAGAGUGGUAGACGCAGUUUACCUUCUCUUCCUGAUUGCUUCACCGUCGUUCCCUUGUCCAGAAACAACCUCACCAACCCAGACAAUUCAAAUGUUUUGUGGAGGGAAGGAGAAAAUUGGUUGUCGUACGUUUCUGGCGAGUUUCACUCGGAAAGCCCACAGUCUGCCGUGUACAAAGAUGUAUCAUGGUCAGCGUUUCAUGCAGCUGGAACCCUAGAGCGGUCACCACAGCAAAGUAUACGUGCUGUCCUUCCAUUGUUUGAUGAGUUGUCGUCUUCUGUGUCGAUGCUAAGGCAUGGAAUGAACCUCGUACAUCAGCUGACAGUGCACUUAAAUGAACAGCAAGUUCCAGUUCUCGUUGCGGAUCAACCGCUCUAUGCAACUUGUAAACUUAUUCAAUGGAACUGGCCAGAUCUUCACAGAAACUUUGUUGUUCAGAAGUCUGGAAAGCCAUUCUCAGCUAAAGCUAUUGACCAGACUCAUGAACAACAUAAUGCUGAAAUCAAGGCAACCGGUGGUGCGAACGGCCUUUACCAAGAUUUGAACACAGCGCAGAGUAAUGCCCUCAGCUCCAGAGAUUAG
Ceutorhynchus assimilis (cabbage seed weevil) is the source of this 816-nucleotide messenger RNA. The record is from the annotation of a GenBank genome assembly. Lineage: Eukaryota; Metazoa; Arthropoda; Insecta; Coleoptera; Curculionidae.